Molecule: messenger RNA, 2109 nt
Organism: Neltuma alba
Lineage: Eukaryota; Viridiplantae; Streptophyta; Magnoliopsida; Fabales; Fabaceae
Product: homeobox-leucine zipper protein HDG11-like
Exons: 9
Coding region: 1-2109 (702 amino acids)
Molecular function (GO): lipid binding
Source: RefSeq, a predicted model, not a curated record
AUGUCCAACGGUGCGUCGGCGGCGCCAUUAGCAAAGGCCGAGCGAGACGUCUCUGUGUUGUGCGGCGGGGAAGAUUCUGGUGCUGGCGGUGCAUCAGGAAGGCCGUCUUUUAUGGAAACAGUGCCAUCUGCCAUUGUGUUUGGAUCAAAGGAUGAUACUCAACAUGAGCGAGCUGAUAAUGCUAUGCUUCGGGCUGAAAAUGAGAGGAUGCAAUGUGAGAAUAUAGCAUUCAGAGAGGCCCUGAAGGACAUGAUUUGCCCCUCUUGUGGAGGUACCCCCUUUGGGGAAGAAGAACUUGCCCUCCAUGUCCAAAAGCUCCAGCAAGAGAAUUUUGAACUCAGACAAGAGUAUGAGAGAGUAUCAAACAUUCUUGCGAGGUGCAUUGGCAGGCCAGUAUCAGAAAUAGAGUCUUCUGUGGGUCAUAAUAAUUCCUCGGCCGCCGGAUCUCCGCCGCUGGAGGAUCUCUCACCUGGAAAUUCCCUGAACCAAGGGAGUACUGGAAGUCCAGCAAUUAGUCUUGACAUGGACUUAGGUUCUGCUAUUACAGUUUCAGAUGAGAAUAUGUUGCCUUCCUUAAUGGGAGAAGUCACAGACGUGGAAAAGGAUCUGAUGUUGGAGGCUGCCAAUAAUUCCAUGGAUGAAUUACUAAAGCUUAUGCCGAUUGAUGAGCCCUUAUGGGUGAAGACUUCCAUUGGUGGUCACUUUGUUCUUUAUCGUGAUAGCUAUGAAAAGCUAUCUCCUAGGGCUAAUCACUUCAGAAGUUCCAUUGCUCACAGAGAAGCAUCUAAAGAUUCGCGAAUGGUUUGGAUGAAUGCCAUGCAAUUGGUUGACAUGUUCUUAGAUCCGGACAAGUGGAUGAAUCUGUUCCCCACAAUCGUUAGAAGAGCUGAAAUACUUGAAGUGCUUGAUGUUGGAUCACCAGGAAACCGAUCUGGAGCUUCGCAGCUGAUGUAUGAAGAGAUGCACAUUCUGUCGCCUUUGGUGGCACCUCGGGAAUUCUGCUUCAUUCGCUACUGUCAACAAGUGGACGCAGGUGUGUGGGUCAUAGCUGACGUGUCAUUCGAUUCCUUAAGAGACAACAUCCCUAUCUCUCGUACUUGGAAGUUCCCUUCUGGUUGCAUGAUUCAAGAGAUGCCCGAUGGCUUCUCCAAGGUUACUUGGAUUGAACAUGUGGAAGUGGAUGAUAAAACCCAGACACACAGGAUGUACAGGGAUCUUGUUUCGGGCGAUCUUGCUUACGGAGCAGAAAGAUGGGUUGUUACACUUCAAAGAAUGUGCGAACGAUUUAUGUUUGCAUUGGAUGAAAACACUCCGAUGGAAGAAGCUGGAGAAGCGAUCAGUUGUGGAGAUGGAAGGAGGAGUAUAAUGGAGCUGGCUAAUCGAAUGGUGAGGGACUUCUGUGAAGUUCUGAACAUGUCAGGAAAGGAGCACCCUCAUUUAUGUGAGGCGACUAACAAUGGGAUUAGGGUUUCUAUUCGGAGGAGCACAGAACGAGGGCAGCCUGAUUGCAUGGUUGUGACUGCUUCAACCUCUCUGUGGCUUCCGGUUAUGCUCCAAACUGUGUUUGAGUUCUUCAGCGAUGAUACAAGACGACCUCAGUGGGAUGUUCUUUCCAGUGGAAGCUCAGAGAUUCAAGAAAUCGCUCACAUCUCCAAUGGAACCCAUCCCGGCAACUGUAUCAAACUUAUCCGGCCUUUGCACCCGGAUGAGAACGAGGUGCUGAUCCUGCAAGAAACUUUCACUGAUACGUUGGGAUCUAUGCUUGUGUAUGCUCCCAUUGACAUGCCACUGAUAAAUAUGUGUGUGAGGGGAACGGACACUUGGCUGGUGCCGAUCCUUCCGUCAGGCUUUGUGAUCUCCCGCGACGGUUACCGGCGUCAUCCCGGCCCGUUAUUCGUCGGAGAAUGUAGCAGCUCAUCAAGCUCAAACGACGGCUGUUCAUCGGCAUCAUCAGGAGGAAGCAUUCUCACUGUGGCUUACCAGAUUUUGGUUUGCAGCAAUCAGACGAUGAGUCAACUGAACGUCGAAACUGUGGCCACAAUCAACUCGCUCCUCAGCUCAACUGUUGAGAAGAUUAAGGAUGCUUUGAACUGUGCCGGUUCGGAUUAG